UUUGUUUUAAUAAAAAAAAAAAAAAAAAAACUAAGGGAUUUGUACACCCGCAAUUUAAAAGAAAAAAUACAAAACAACAGUAACAACUAAAACCGGUAAAAAAUACGGCAGACAAGGUGACAAAGGGACACGAAAAGGUAACGGGAGGUCAAAAGCUUAACCCGGCAACAACGGAACAGGGAGCAACAACAAUUGCAGCACACACUGUGUAACGAGGUAAACCGGAGUCGGCUGAAGGUACAGUCCCCCCCCAAAAAAAAAAGAAGGAAAGUAGGUACCACUAUCCAAAUGUCCAAGAAUACGAUGGAGCUCAGCCAGUGCCGCCUCUGCUGCCGCCAUCAUCCGUUGCGGUUUUGCCGCGCAUUUCAAGCAAUGACGCCUGAUGAGCGGUACGAGUCUGCGCGUAUACACAAGUACUGCGUCAAUUGCUUGGCGACGUCGCAUUCAACCGGCUCCUGCAGCUCAGCCGACAGCUGUCACCGGUGUGGGAAGGCGCACCACACAAUGCUGCAUCGUCCACCAUCAUCACCACCGGAAAGCACUCGCCGUCCUAACUCGCACGCACAAGUUCGCCGUGAACGAUCGACGCUAGCCAGCCGUGUGGUCAAACCAGCCGCAAAGCAAGCUCAAAGCGGAAAUACUGCGGUCCAACGGCGCAUCCGCGAUUUAUUCAACCGGGCGGUGCUGACCCUCGAGAAGUUGCAAGAGUUGCUCAACCUGGCACCGGCGCAGGCGGGCCGGCAUGUUGCGGACAUGAGUCCAAAUUUAAUCGAAUUCGAUUAAUAACGUUUGAAUUGUACAAUUAAUGCUUAUUGUUUCAUAAUCCGCGUGCGGCUGGCAACGCCAUUUUACUGUACACCAUUGUGAAUUAGUCAGGUGAAAUAGCGUUCUUGUUGUAAUUGUAAGCGGGGCCACGGGGUGAUUCGUACCCGCAAUUAAAUUGCUAGUAUCAGUAUCUUUUUACGCGCCGUCGCAGCCGCAUCGCACCUCUCUUCCUUUUUUUGCAUAUAACGCCCCUCGGGAAAAAUUUUGUCAUACCUUUAAUGACCUAGCUCUUUUAAUACCAAACUGAAUUAUUGAAGUCAAUAAAAUAAUUUGCGAAGCAAUUGUAAUAUUGAAA
This is a messenger RNA of Rhagoletis pomonella (apple maggot), 1120 nucleotides long. RefSeq lists its product as uncharacterized. The transcript has 2 exons. The record is from RefSeq and is a predicted model, not a curated record. NCBI's taxonomy places the organism in Eukaryota, Metazoa, Arthropoda, Insecta, Diptera, Tephritidae. The coding region runs from base 289 to 783 and encodes 164 amino acids.